Molecule: messenger RNA, 789 nt
Organism: Tachysurus vachellii
Lineage: Eukaryota; Metazoa; Chordata; Actinopteri; Siluriformes; Bagridae
Product: CD209 antigen-like protein E
Exons: 5
Coding region: 1-789 (262 amino acids)
Biological process (GO): biological process involved in interspecies interaction between organisms
Cellular component (GO): external side of plasma membrane
Molecular function (GO): fucose binding; D-mannose binding
Source: RefSeq, a predicted model, not a curated record
AUGCUUCAACGUUCAUCUGAGCGAGUGGAGAUGGUGGUGGAAAUCUACGAGACUGCAGACAAUGUUAGAGGUCACGACUCUGAGACAGAAAAGAACAACUGUGACACAGAGAGACACCUAGAAGAACAACACACAGGAGGAGACACUGCAUGGAGCAGGUGUUGCAGACUGACUGCAGUGUGGUUGGUGCUGCUUCUGUUUGUUUCCUUGCUGACUGCUGUCACAGUUCUGUGGAUCAAAUUCAGCAUUCUGACUAAAGACAGAGACCAGUUACAGUCCAGUUACAAUAACCUGACUAAAGACAGAGACCAGUUACAGUCCAGUUACAAUAACCUGACUAAAGACAGAGACCAGUUACGGGAAGAUAGAGACAGAUACCUGAGAACAUUUUGUAGUUCAUGUAAACAGAAGUGUUUCAGUUUUAGUUCCAGUUUUUAUGUUAUAUCUAAUGAGAUGAAGAACUGGGAGGAGAGCAGAAAAGACUGCAAGGCCAUAGGAGCAGACCUGGUGAUCAUAAACAGCAAAGAGGAACAGGAGUUCAUCGUUAAACAGCUGGACAAACUUGAGACUUGGAUUGGUCUGAGUGACACAGUAAAAGAGGGAGAGUGGAAAUGGGUGGACGAUACACCACUGAACACUGGGUCCUGGGCUGGAGGGGAACCGAAUAAUUCAGGUGACGAGGACUGUGCUGUGAUUUACACUAAUGCUUCACAUUUGACUGCAACCUGGAAUGACCAGAAAUGUUCUGCUAACUUUCCCUGGAUCUGUGAGAAACAUGUUUCUCAAUGA